AUGACGUCCAUCUCAUCUAUACUUGCUACCGCAUUUAGAGUUGCUUCAUUUCUCUUUCUUAGAGUGAUCCCCUCUCCGCUGCUACAAUCUGCUAUUCCAGCGUUGCUCUCCUUAUAUCUGUUAUCUGCCAACCUCUCAUCUAAACCAGCUCGGGGCAAUGUCAAUCCUGCAGCAGCAGUUCUUUUCUCCCUCAGGACCCCUUCGCGAAUUAUUCGAUGGACCAAUAUUGUCAUAAAUUCCUUGAUAAUGCUUGCAUUCCUUGAUUUCUGCGUUUCUCCCUAUUUCGAUCAUGCAAGCGACGUUGUGUUCUCUAGAAUGGGAGCAGUAUCAGAUAAGAGCGCAAAGAUACUCGUCAGAUACCCCAACCUCAAUGAAACGAUUCAACUCAUUUGGAGAGAAUCAAAACCGAAUGCAGCAUGGAACAAGGGGGAAAUUCUGAAUUUGUCACAGGAAAAUGACUGGGCUGACACCGUGACGCUAUCGAGUCUCUGGCCCAGCACCAAGUACGAAUACGCACUCGUCGGUGCCAACGCUUCCUUCCUUGCUUACCCGGGUUCCCCUUUGGCAUUUCGUACCUUCCCUGAUCCUCAUCUCCCUGGUGGAACACAUUUUCGCUUUGUGGCAUCUUCUUGCAUACUUCCAAAUUUCCCUUACGCUCCCCUGCAACGCCGUAGAAUUAAAGGUUUUGACCUUCUUGCAGAGUACCUGUUCCCCUCAUCACCAGCUAUUAGGGCCGUGAAUUCGACUACUGACCGUAACGAUACCGGCACUCCCAAUUCGGAGGAGGCUCUGAAUGUACCUACGACGCUUCCGCCAUCUUUCUUACUUUUCCUGGGCGAUUUCAUUUACGCCGAUGUCCCUAUCUACUUCGGAAACCACAAAGAGAGCUACCGGCGCCUUUACCGAAGAAAUUACCAGAGCUCAAGCUUCAGAAAAAUAUACGAAAGACUUCCGAUGUUCCAUACCUAUGACGAUCAUGAAAUCAUCAACAACUUCUCAGGCGCCGGUAACGAUUCGACACUGCCGUAUCCCAGCGCCUCAGAUGCUUUCCAAAUCUAUAACGCCAACGGAAAUCCCUCACCCCCUCAAUCAACCAAGUCGCUCGAUCAUACCCCAUACUACUAUGACUUCCACUACGGCGAUGUGGCAUUUUUUGUGAUGGACACUCGAAGAUAUCGCUCAUUCCCAACCGACCCUUCAGAGGAGAAGACAAUGCUAGGUGAAGAACAACUGACCAGAUUGCUUGAUUGGCUGGGAAAAACGAACAGUACCGCCACAUUUAAAUUCAUUGUGUCUUCUGUCCCGUUCACCUCGCUCUGGGGUCAUGACGCGCAAUACGAUUCAUGGGCCGGGUUCGUGAACGAAAAGCAGACUAUCUUGAACGCUAUGUACAGUGUCCCGAAUGUGUUUGUGAUUACUGGCGACCGACAUGAGUUUGCUGCUAUUGAAUUCGCUGCCCCAACCCAAUCAAGUUUUGCGGUCACCGAAUUUUCCACAAGCCCGUUGAGCAUGUUCUACAUCCCGAUCUAUCAUACACUCAGCAUGCAAAGCGCCGAGACCUUCACCAGAAAGGUAGUGAAAGAAGCGCCUUCCGUGGAUGCACCUAUUCCCGCCCCCGAGAGUCUGCCUGCUAUCCCUUCUGAUGAAGCUACUGUAGUCCAAUCAGACGGAAUCCCAGUAUCUACAGAAUCUUCGGUGCAAGUUCCUCCUACCUCUUCUGAAUCGGCCAAUGAGCAGAACGUUGAAAAAACAGAAACAGAAUUUGUUAUUGAAGAGGUCCCCAAAGAGCGAGUGAUCAAGUACAUUCCUGAAGGAAAUUACAAGUGGUCAUCAAUAGAGGUUGAUACCAGAAAACCUGAACGACCAACACUGAAUUUGGAGGUCGUGAUCGAUGGAAAGCCUAGCUAUCAGUACGAAGUGGUCGGCGUCCCAGUCAAGUUGCAAGGAUCGACUGCCUUGGGUGCAUUUGUCACUACUAACAUGAAGGACAUACUGAAAAAGAUUGGAUUGCAACCUGCCAAGUGGUUUUAG
Lentinula edodes (shiitake mushroom) is the source of this 2031-nucleotide messenger RNA. RefSeq names its product PhoD-like phosphatase-domain-containing protein. The transcript is spliced from 7 exons. The coding region runs from base 1 to 2031 and encodes 676 amino acids. NCBI's taxonomy places the organism in Eukaryota, Fungi, Basidiomycota, Agaricomycetes, Agaricales, Omphalotaceae. The record is from RefSeq and is a predicted model, not a curated record.